GGCGCUUCCCUGGCCGAGCCAUGUCUGCGGCUUCCCCGCCAUGCCGAGCCUAGCGGGGAGCGGGAGGACUGGCGGCCGGGAGGCGCACAAAAUGAAGACCCUGAUGCGCCACGGGCUGGCCGUCUGCUUGGCGCUCACCACCAUGUGCACCAGCUUGUUGCUCAUGUACGGCGGCAUCGGCGGCGGCGGGGGCCACCCGGAGCCGCGGCGGCGGCAGCAGCAGCAGGUGGCGGCGGUGCCCAGCCGCCCGCCGGGACACGGCCAGCACCACCCGGCGCUCCCCGUCGGGGCUGGCCUACUGGAGGGCUACAUCAGCGUCCUGGAGCACAAGCCUUUAAAAAUGCACUGCAAGAGUUGUGCAUUGGUAACCAGCUCUGGACACCUUCUGGGAAGUAAACAAGGUGACAGAAUCGACGAGACAGAGUGUGUAAUACGAAUGAAUGAUGCACCCACUCGAGGUUAUGGAAAAGAUGUUGGAAACAAAACAAGCCUUCGAGUCAUUGCACACUCCAGUAUUCAGAGGAUUUUGCGAAAUCGCAACGAACUCUUAAAUAUGAGCCGUGGUGCUGUGUUUAUCUUCUGGGGUCCUAGCAGCUACAUGAGGAGAGAUGGUAAAGGCUUGGUGUAUAAUAACCUGCAGCUGAUGAAUCAGAUACUGCCUCAAUUAAAAGCGUAUAUGAUUUCUCGCCACAAGAUGCUUCAAUUUGAUGACCUUUUUAAACGGGAAACUGGGAAAGACAGGAAGAUAUCCAACACUUGGCUUAGCACGGGCUGGUUCACAAUGACUAUCGCAUUAGAGCUCUGUGACAGGAUAAAUGUUUAUGGCAUGGUGCCACCGGAUUUCUGCAGGGAUCCUAAUCAUCUUUCAGUACCUUAUCAUUAUUAUGAACCUUUGGGACCUGAUGAAUGCACAAUGUACAUUUCACACGAGCGGGGACGAAAGGGCAGUCAUCAUCGUUUCAUCACAGAGAAACGAGUGUUUGAGAACUGGGCACGGACAUUCAAUAUUCACUUUUUCCAACCAGACUGGAAACCAGAACCACUCACUGUAAAUCACCCUGAGGUUAAACCAGUGGUCUGAGGGAUGAAUGCACAAGACCGCAAUCACAGUCACCUACUGUAUCAGCCUUCGGGUGUUGGACCUCCUGGGACAGCAAGGCAACCUAGAGGAGGAGGGUAACAGGAUUUGCAGCUGAUAACUGCAGCAACAGUCAGGAAGUUAUGAUGAAGGACCAGAAGCAUAUCAAGAGUACUUUCUGUCAAACUGUGCAUUAAUCCAGUAUAUAGCCUCUUUUGGCCAUCUGACUUCCUGUAUGUGUAUGUGAUUUGUGAAAAACAACUUGAGUAUCAUUAAUGGAUGGUUAAUUCAUUAUGUUUUUUUAAAGUACAAUGCCACUGAAUUUUCAUAGUGAAAACUUACAGUAUUUAUUUAAUGGAGGUUUUUAUGCAACCUAGGCCAGUAUUUUUCUAAUUCACAGUUACAUGGCUGUUUAUCUUUCAUAAUCUUUCAAAUCCAAAAUUAAUAUUGCUGAUGGUUUGGAAGGCCUAGCUUUUUAUUUAUAAAAUUUGUUUGAAAAAUAUGGUUCUAUAUAGCAUGUAAUUAAUAUUUGAUCUGGAAAUGUUGCAUUUCUUCUAAAAAUUGUGGGCUCCAUUCCAGUAUAAAGCCUUUAACAGCAGGAAUGGUCCCAUGUGCAGAUCUAGCUAACUUUACAUUCUGACAUCUCAUGUUAAUAUGAAAAUGGUAGUGAAAAUUCUGUUUGAUAUUAAUGUGCAUUUGCUGCUGUGCUCUCAAGCUGCUGUUUUUUAAUUAGGGGUGGAAGGAAGGAGGGCAAAGUUUAUGAAAAAAAAAUCACUGGCUAUAGCAGCACGCUUUUCAGUGAAGAGACCAGGCUCAGGCUGGAGGGGUUGUGUUUUGGUUUGCCUCUUGCAGUCCUGCAAGAGGCUGAAGGAGCAACCCUCCUGAGGCAACAGACUACAAACCAGGCAACUGCUUCAAAUCACAUGACCAAAUUUCUGAAUUCAAAAAGUUAAAACUACCAGGUACUACAAUACCAGCCAUACUAGCCAAAAAGAUUACAACAUUGCACCUGCAAAAAUCUCUGCCUUCCACUGUUCCAAGAUCAUCACUGAGCUCAGAGAUCCUGGAUCACAUUGAAGUUGGGAUAGGAAGAGAGUUCCACCAGUACAAAAUUGUCCCCUUGAAAAAAGCAAAGUUACACUUGGCAGUUUUUUCGUGAAGUACACGUGCACGGCGACUCCCUGUGAACAAAGGGGAUGGACAAUGCUAGUGCCGUAUAUGAAACCUCACAGUGUGAAUUACUGCGUUACAUUUGGCUUGUGAAUAAAGAAGAUUUCAGUUACGGUAUUAUUUUUCCUUUUGCCUCACAAAUACUAAAUCUCCAA
Haliaeetus leucocephalus (bald eagle) is the source of this 2403-nucleotide messenger RNA. RefSeq names its product ST6 (alpha-N-acetyl-neuraminyl-2,3-beta-galactosyl-1,3)-N-acetylgalactosaminide alpha-2,6-sialyltransferase 5 (gene ST6GALNAC5). NCBI's taxonomy places the organism in Eukaryota, Metazoa, Chordata, Aves, Accipitriformes, Accipitridae. Gene Ontology annotation, biological process: oligosaccharide metabolic process; ganglioside biosynthetic process. The transcript has 5 exons. The record is from RefSeq and is a predicted model, not a curated record. Gene Ontology annotation, molecular function: alpha-N-acetylgalactosaminide alpha-2,6-sialyltransferase activity. Bases 41 to 1081 code for a protein of 346 amino acids.